Molecule: messenger RNA, 9369 nt
Organism: Hemicordylus capensis (graceful crag lizard)
Lineage: Eukaryota; Metazoa; Chordata; Lepidosauria; Squamata; Cordylidae
Gene: TTPA
Product: alpha tocopherol transfer protein
Exons: 5
Coding region: 181-1014 (277 amino acids)
Cellular component (GO): membrane
Molecular function (GO): phosphatidylinositol bisphosphate binding
Source: RefSeq, a predicted model, not a curated record
CAACUUUGGCCGAAGAGUGUUUUUGGCAGCGAGCGGGGCAGCUAGUCUGGCUGUUCCAGUUGCUUCUCUUUUCAUGUGGAUUGUGUAACGCGGGAGCGGGAGGAGCCCCAGCUUCUCUGCCCUUAUCCAGCCUCGCCGGGUCAGGUUCUCUUCUUCACUGGGACCCGCGGCAGCGACGCGAUGAGUCAAGAGGAGCCGCGCGCCCCGCUGCAGAACUUUAACGGGCUGCCGGACGACUCGCCCCUGGUGAAAGCUGCCGUGUCCGAACUCCGGAGCAAAGCUGAGCAGGAGAAGCUGCAGCCCUGGCCCCUCGCCCUGUCCGACGCCUUCCUGGUCCGCUUCUUGCGAGCUCGAGACUUCGACCACGAUUUGGCGUGGAAGCUGUUGAAGAACUAUACCAAGUGCAGAACUGAAUGGCCAGAAUUAAAUGCAGAUCUACGACCUUAUUCUGUUGUCAACCUGCUGCAUGCUGGUUACCAUGGAGUUCUGAGAGAGAGAGAUCCAAGUGGCAGUAAAGUUAUCAUUUACAGAGUUGCUCGAUGGGAUCCAAAGCUGUUUACAGCAUUUGAAGUGUUCCGUGUGAGUCUCAUGACAUCUGAACUUAUUGUAAGAGAAAUAGACACACAGCGGAAUGGAGUCAAAGUUAUCUUUGAUCUAGAAGGAUGGAGAUUUGCUCAUGCAUUUCAGAUCUCUCCAACAGUGGCCAAGAGAAUAGCUGCUGUGAUCAUGGAUUCCUUUCCACUAAAAGUUCGUGGCAUUCACUUGAUUAAUGAGCCUUUGUUAUUCCACCCUGUCUUUGCUCUAAUUAAACCUAUCCUCUCUGAAAAAAUCAAGAAGCGGAUCCACAUGCAUGGGUAUAAUUAUACACAGAACCUUCAAGAACACUUUCCAGCCAGCAUUCUCCCAAAAGAAUAUGGUGGUAAGGCCAUCUCCAUGGAUCACCUUUCUCAACAAUGGACUGACUUCAUCAUGGAAUCUGAAAGUUAUCUUCAAAGUAUUUCUGUGGUUACAUAGUACAUUAACAAGCAGUAAAAUGUUUCUGGUGGAGCAUAGUUAUUAACCAAAGAGAAGGAGGAAGAAAAUAUAUAGUUCUAUGAAUUAUUGGACCUGGUCCAAAGCUCAUGGUGAUCUCCAGUAGAUUUAAAUGGGUCAGGUUUUAUAAAAGCUAGUGAACCACAUAACUGUGAGCAUAGUCUUGACUUAGACCAGGGCUGUACAACUUCUGCCCUCCAGCUGUUUUUGGAAUACAGCUCCCAUAAUCCCCAAGCACAGCGGCCAAUAGUAAGGGAUUGUGGGAGUUGUAGGCCAGUGUCUGCCAAAGGGCCGAAAUUGAGCAGCCCUGACUUAGACAAAUGUGAAAUUUCUUUUGGACCACUGUAAACAGAUAUGAUAGAAUGCUCUUCCUGGAGAAGAUGUAUCUCAUUUACUUCAUUCUUAUGUUUGAGGAAGAGUAUGAGUAUAUUUGCCAUUAAGCUAUGGGGAUUCUCCCCCCCCCCCGCCGGAAAGCACUGUUCUACUUCUAGCAGACAAACUAUUUUGUCUGUCAAAAUAUAACGCCUGUUUAUGCUGAAUCAAAGAGCCAUUUAGCCACCACUCUGUCUCCUACAGCAGUCAACUAAGGAAACUCACAAGUAUAGCAAGAGGGUAACAGCCAUCUAAUCUUGCUUGCUGUUAGCAACUGGUACUCAGAGGUUUGUUGACGAGUAUGGAGGCUGCAUUUAGCUCUUAUGGCUAAAAGCCAUUGAUAGCCCUAACUUGCAUGACAUUGCCAAGCUGAACUAGAGACCAUCUCCACCUCUUGUAGUAAUGAAUUCCAUAUAUUAAGUAUAUAUUGAAUGAAAUAGUAUUACUUUAUCUUAUCAGUUCUGAGCCUCUUGCCAUAAAUGAUGCUGCAUUUGGAAUACUGGAAUACUAUUUGGCAUACUGUGAAGAUAUCUGGUUAAUAUAUACUACUACUCACGCAAUCCUUUGCAUGUAUACUAGGGCUGUGCUUCAGUAAGCUGAAUAAUCUGCACCACCCUGGAACAGUGCAGAGGUGGCAACUCACAGCGUGCCCAUCUCAUGUGGUACUGCACACUUCCAUUGCAGGGGAGAGCUCCUUUACAGGAAGCAGAGCCUUGUCCUGUCUCCGUCAUGGCUGGGAUGGGAUGGUGUUCGGGAGCACAGCAGAAGGAAUGCUUAGAAAGGUAGUCCUUCCCUCCCCCAUAUAGCUCUAUGGAGAAAGGACUGGACAGGUCUACACUUCCUAAGGCUUCCUGUGCAUACCUGCCGCUGUACCCAGUGCACUGUCUCAGUCAACUCUGUGGCAGUGUGCCUCCUCUGCACAGUUGGCAAUGGUACAAGUUAUUUGACUUUGUCGUGCCAAAGCACAGCUUUAAUGUUUACAUGGAACUAAAUCUGUGAUCAUUUGGGCUAUUCCCAGGUAAGUGUGUACAGCAUUGCAGCCAUAGUUACUGUUUCAUGUUGCAAACUGCCAAGGGACAAACAAGUAGCUAAGUACUUUCAGAAACUGCAGAGUAUACCUUUCUUACAAUUUAGCUAGAAAAAUGUGUUUAUAAAAGCUAGCGAUUUUCUUAUACCUAUUAUUUGCUGUCAGAAGAUGAUCUGUACUUGAAAUGAUUCUCAGGAAUUUGAUUUUGAAUGUAUUUUGGAAUGUUAAUUGAUUCACAUGGGACAACUAUAUAGCAAUAUAGUACCACUAUAUAGCAAUAGUGGUACAAUUGUUACAGUUAGUAAUUAAUGCUGACAAGGGACACACUAGAACUUGAAAUAAAUGAAUCUGAAAUAAGUGAAUCUGAAAUAAUUCCCAGAAACUAUCCUAAUCAUUAAAGAUGAUGAUACUUUAUUCUCUAUAUACAGAUACUGGCCAACAUCCUAAUUAAUGCAGUGCAUGCAUAGUAAAAGAAGUGGACAUGCACAAUAAAAGAAGUAUAUGUGCACCUGUUGCAUUCUAAAGCAGCACAGAUACUUGUUGGUUGGGAGUGGAGAUAUUCAUUGCUUUCAACCUCCCUCUGAAGCACUUUGUGCCACCCAAUAUGUCCCUGAUGGUUAUGUGACCUUCAGGGACAUAUUUUUGGGUGGCACAGAGUGCUUCAGAGAUUGCACACAAGCUGCACUAAUCAGGAUGUUGGCCACUCUUUUGAGACAAUCAAUACAAUGUUAGUCUGUAAUUCAGAACUACUUAUUCCAGAAUAGCCCUAGGAUAGCUCAAUAAAUGGCUUUAAGCCAAUACUUCUGAAUUAUUCUCACACACUUUGUAGACUGUAAUACUUAUAGCAGAAAGCACUUUAAUAAGAUAAUAAGAUAAUUUUGAGAAUUGCUGCACCUGCACCUAAGAGAUCAGGUAGAGUGUAAGAUUUUAUUACAUCAAAAUUCCCUUCUCCCAAUAGGAAAGAGGAUUCAGAAUUCUAGGUUCCUUUUCUUGUUUUUGGAUGUUAAAUGACAAUUGGAGAUCCAAGACACAAACAAAUAAUUAAAAUCAAAGAUUGAUUCUCACCCAGCAUAGGCAGCAGUUUUAGGAGCAGCAGCUUGUGGUUACAGGUGCAACAGAGGUACAAAACAAACAAACAAAACCCCACCCCAGACUCAGAUCAUCAAAGGACAAAAGCUAACUCAUUCAAAGUGAAAGUCUUGGUUUUUCUUCUUCUUCCUCUCCUUCUUCCUCUCCUUCCCUCUCUCUGCCUUGACUCCCUGUGUAUUCAUUUUUAAAAAUAGUUUUCUUCCUCUCUCACCUAUGGCCCACUUGCUUUAAUCCUUGUUUUUCCAAAUAAUCAUUGGUCAAUACUUCUGACAUAUAGCGAUGAAUGUUGGUCAAUGACCAUCAUGCUGCCAAUUGAUGUAAAUGAACCUUAAUAUUUUCCCAUAAAAGCUCACCUUGGAGAGAGAGGUAAUUUUUUCAGUUGGCACAUCAAAAGAUGUUCUGUACCUUGAACUUUAAAGGGGCACAUAAUGCAGAUAGCAUAUCCUGUGCCUUUUUUCCCUGUUUUCUCUCUUUGUAUCUAGGUUCAACCCAUGCAACAGAGAGCCCAAAAAGACAUCUAAGCUCCUUGACAGUUGAAAAAAAUGACAAAGCAUUUUUUUUUUACUUUGUAGGCCUGAGAAGCCUGAAUUUUCCUGGUCAAUUUGGCCAUAGAAAAUAAGCAGAAGACAGACACCAGCAACAGCCACUGGAGGGAUGCUGUGUUGGGGCUGGAUAGAGCCAGUUGCUCUCCCCCUGCUCCAUAAAGAGAAUCACCACUUUAAAAAGGUGCCUCUUUGCUCAGUUAGCAGGGAUUAUUCUGAUGCACCAGUACAGAUGUUUGGGAUCAGGGCAGAAGACAGAAGAUAUUUGGAACUACUAUGCAGUGAGUGAGUGUAGGAUUUAGCAUUAGUUCAUACUAGUAAAUAUGUUUAGCAGAAGUUUAUACUGAAGAGCUGAGAAGAACUGAGCUACUUUAGGGGCUUGUGAAAUAUGUAUAAAUGUAAGAAAUUUUCUCAAGCAUAUGAAGCUAGUUUAUUCUGAGUUAAUCCACUAGUCCAUGCAGCUCAAUUCAGUCUGCUGGAACAGCCGGAAGAUCUCUGGAAUCUCAAGAACAAGCUUUCCCCAGUCCUGCUUCCUGAUAUCCUUUGAAGUGUACUGGGGAAAGCCUCUUCUUGAGAUCCCAGAGCAUGUGCUCUUCCACUGUACUUUUCCUUUUCCUGGAGUAUAGCCUUGAACCCAGGACCCUUCACAUUAAUUUUUCUAGACCAACAAGCUGGCCCAAAGAAACAGCCGCUGUUUUUCCUUGGGCAACUUUUUCCAAAAAGGUUUUUGUAAAUAGAUUUUCAAUAAACUAUCAUUCAGCCAAUCUAUGAUGACAGUAAAUACAACCACCUUAGGGCUGGUUCACACAUGAUAACCUUUUAAGGAGCGAAUACCACGGAAUCAAAUGCCAUUUGCCUGUAUUAGCCUCUGGGUGAAAGGGGCAGGUUCCCUUCGCUGCUGGUCAAUACAGGUCCCAGAAACUGAGCACUCUUAGUGCCUGCUGCACCCUUCCUGUGGCCUGCAAGGAAAAAUUACUGCUGCAACUGACUCCGCAAUGUCUUAUACAAGGUCAUUGGUGCAGCUUCAUCAUGCUCUGCUGCCCAGUCUGCAAGACUGUUACAAACAUACGGGUACAAUGGACCAGUGCUGAUGGUGGCUGUAAUACCUCUAGGAUUCUGAGCCACUAAGCCUCUUCACAUCCCCUUCAUGUUAGAUUCCUUUCCAGUCUUUCACUCCACAUGGUUUGUUUUUUUAAAACUAUUCUUUAUUUUCCAUUUAAAACACACAAAACAAUAAUAUAAACAAUGCUUCACCUAAAACUAGAAAACAAAAUACAAACAAAAUUAAGCACUAUUACUGUCAAUAAGGGCAUAGAAAAUAUCCAUAUCAUUUUCUGAGCAGUUAAAAUGGUAGAUUCUUCUUCAAAAUACCGGCACAAUAUCUAUAGCACACUGUUGGAGAGGAAGGGUGCCUUUUGUAGGGUUUGUUGGUUUGUUUUUUAAAUACAGGAAACAUGCAAGAUCCAGACUAAGCUAAUCAUGGCUAAGACCCAUGGAGCCAAAUUGGAUUUCGUCAUGACUCACGCGUCAUUUAUUUCAAUAGUGCUUAGUCAUGACUAACUUAGUCUCUGGAACCUCUCCACUGUAUCCCUGCUGCAAGGCUUACCUCCAGCUGUCAUGUGUGUGUAGCGGAGCAGCUACUGACUGGACUGGGACUGGUGGCACAUAGCACAAUUAAAAAAGAGAAUGGGUUCUUUUUUUUUUCUUUUUUCAAUCUUUGCUUUGUCAUCUAGUUACAGCCAAGUCUUAUGUACUCAGCAACAAGAUAUGGUGGCUGACAUUCUCCGCAACGCUUGAAAUGGGAGUAGUCCUGUGGAGAUUAAAACUGACUGGAGCUUAAUUGUGCUCCAGUCUUUUCCCACAACUCCAGUGGCGGUGGGGGUGGUUCUCGGGAGAUUUUCCCUGCGGCUUUUCCCUGCAGCCCUCAGGGAAAGAUUCCUAAAAAUAAAGUUAUAUCUGGAGGGAGGGGAGAGAAGCAAAACCCACACACACACCCAUUCCAUGGGGAAAGACUAGAGUGCAGCCUGGAGCAGUUUAUUUCUCCAAAGGGCUACCUGCAUCUCCACAGGGCUUCUUCUGUUUUAGUAGACCUGCAGAGUUUAUGCAAAAUCUUUAAGCACAAGCACUUUAUGGAAUUUAACACAAUAAUAGAAUGGUUCUCUCAGCUAAAUGUAGUUGACUUAGGAGAUUAUUUCUAUCAAACACUGUGGCUUUUAAAUAGAAGAUAGAUAAUAUUCUCGACUUCUGUUCAAAAUACAUUUGCUUAUGUUUUGAUAUAGCAUCAAAAUUCACCCAAAUUCAUCUGAGUUUCUUAACUAGAUACUUUUAUUUUUAGAAUAAAGGUUGAAUCCCUAUAUGAAUUACCAGCAAUGGUAGUUCUGAAAAGUCUUCAGAAAGAGACAUUUCCAUCAAUAUAAGCUAGUUUAUCCAAAAAAGAGUGGAACUAUAUCUGUAAGCCAAAGGACUUUAUACUUUAUUUUUCCUCUUUUGCAAAGAGUUUGUAAUAUAGAGGGUCUGCUGUUCACAAACAUUUAAUUGGGCUAGUACAAGUCUUUGUCAACCCCAAAUAACAUGUUUGGAUCUCAGUUGAAAGAUAUAAUCCAGAAAAUAGACAUUGGAAAAUAUAAUUCAAUAAUAAAUAAGCUGACUCACAUAUCAUCAAAAACAUAAUGAAGUGUAUAUUAUAAGAAGCAGUAUAUUAUAAAAAUAAAAUAGUGAAUAUGGGCAACAAUCAUUCUGAUAUUUAUCAUUCCAAAAUAUUAAAAGAGGCCAUUCCUGUUUAAAUUAUUAACUAUAUAAUUUUGGGGUUUUUUAAGGUAAUGAGUAUGUUUAGUCAUAACCGCCACAUCUCAAAUUCCAUAAAAUCAACCUCCCAAAGGGCCAGAAAUCCUCCCCCCCACCGGAGACAAUUAACAUUUGGGUAAUGGUUAAUUACUAUUUUAUUUCACAUAAUUCGACGUAUUUCACAUAAUUCAAUAAUAGACAUAGAGCAACGUCACACAUAAUGCAGCAGCCAUGGUUGACUUGAACUUCCAUAGCCUAGAAGCAUGCAGGAGCCCUACAUCCUAUCUUAGAAACAAUACGCAUGAACUCACCAAAGUUGGCAUAUCCUGUCCUACUUGCAGGACAGCACUUGACAUCUGUCCCACAUUUCAAAUCUCAGUUAGAGAUGUCAGGUUCCAUCCCACAUGUAGGACAAGAUAUGCCAACAUUGGUGGGUUCAUACAACAUGCUUAGUCUUGGCAUAUUGUUGCCGAGACUGGAUGUAGGGCUCCCGCACACUCCUGGGGCUGCGGCAGCUUGCAGCAACUUUAGCUGCCAUGUUACAUGUGAAGCCACCGAUAGUGGAACUUCUGCAAUUUCUAUAUCCUGUAAUUUGCUCUGCAUAAUGGAGCACCAGCUUCCAAAAGCCCUUUGAUUUUAAUAUGCCUCUCUGUACUGAUGGCUAUAUUCUUGUAUUUUGUACUUGGUACUAUUUUCUUUACCACCUUAAGUGGUGCAGCGGGGAAAUGCUUGACUAACAAGCAGAAGGUUGAUGGUUCAAAUCCCCACUGGUACUAUAUCAGGCAGCAGCGAUAUAAGAAGAUGUUGAAAGGCAUCAUCUCAGACUGCACAGGAGGAGGCAAUGGUAAACCCUUCCUGUAUUCUACAAAAAAAGAACCAUAGGGAUCUGUAGGCGCCAGGAAUCGAAAUCGACUUGACAGCACACUUUACCUUUACCGUACUAUUUUCUUUACCCAGUUAUAUACUUCAAUUUUCAAGCUACUUUUACCUGUGACAAACUAAAGGGUAGCUGCGUUAAGUUUGUUGUAGUAAAAUCAUCAGUUUUUUGAAACCUUAAAAGUUUAAGAAAUUUAUUAUAGUGUAAACUUUCAUGAACCAGAGUACACUUUGUCAGACACAUUAAAUGAUCAACUUCUUAACUGUGAAGUUAUGCGAGGUGUAUAUACCCAGAAUAAGCAGGGAAGGAAGGGGAAAGUGUUCUGUUUUGUUUACAAAGUGAGGUGAAAAGGUCAACAGUGCGGUGACUGGUGACUUCGUAGUAUGUGUGCCACUGCACUGGGUGGGGCACAAAUGAAUGCAGAAUUCAAUUUAAUAAAUCCAUGCCAAUCAGCAUGGGUGUGAUCUGCUCCCAACCAGACCUGUUGCUGAACAGGCAUAACAAGAGCAAAUAGUCUGUGUAAACACCCCAAGAGGAAUGAUUACUUUAUGUAGUGAGUUAGCCAUUCCCAUAAUUGGUUGAAUCUAAAUUCUAAUCUACAGUGUCAGUAAGGCAAUUCUGUAGCAGACUUUAAAGUUGCCAUGCUACUAGAGAGAGAGAUUGAUUCAAACAAACUCCAGUGUAGCCAAUCUGGAAUUCAUUGACACUUUGAAACUGGAAUUUGCCUUUUGGACUCGCUUUGGUUUUUUUGAAAGGGUUGGGGACCAAUCCCCCCCCCCAACUUUCUCUACUUGCAGUAUGUAUGUCUGCCUGUCAACAAGUAAUUGGUGAAGUGGGUUCAGGCCUAUGAAAGCUUAUGCCACAAUACAUUUAUCAGUCUCUAAGAUGCCACAAAGCCAUCUAAUGGCACAGCAGGGAAAUGACUUCAUUAGCAAGCCAGAGGUUGCUGUUUCGAAUCCCUGCUGGUAUGUUUCCCAGACCAUGGGAAACACCUAUAUGGGGCAGCAGCAAUAUAGGAAGAUGCUGAAAGGCUUCAUCUCAUACCGCGCGGAAUAUGGCAAUGGUAAACCCCUCCUGUAUUCUGCCAAAGACAACCACAGGGCUCUGUGGUCGUCAGGUGUCGACACCAACUUGACAGCACACUUUAAGAUGCCACAAAACACUUGAUUGUUUUCUCUCCCACUCCCCAAGGGCUGUAUUUGUUUAUUCAUUCAGUUGGUUUUCUUUGGGGGGAAAAGGGCUUUUAGCUUGUGCAAUGCCAAUUUUUAUUGUAGCUGUUUACAUAAUAGGUGUUAUUGACAUACAGUUGUUGUAAACUCAAAUGUGUCAUUUCUAAACAUGAACAAUUUUGCAAAUGCUUAACAGAUACUGAAGUGCAAGAUUAAUUUUAUUAAUGGAAAAUAUAUUUAGUUUUCAGAUGUUUACUGGCAUGUCGGUAAUAUGACAACAAUAGAGCAGGAGAUAAUUAAACAGAUGUAAUUUAGAAGUGAAAAAGAAACUGUAAGCAUAUAUUGUUUCUUUGUAAUUACACCGUGUGCCUUGUUUGCCACCAAAUAUGGACAUCUUGUCUUAUAUAAGGUAAACCAUCUUAUUUUACUAAAUUUUAUACAUUUGAAUAUUCAAAUAAAAUUAAUAUUUUAAAUGAA